This is a messenger RNA of Cladocopium goreaui, 1428 nucleotides long. Lineage: Eukaryota; Dinophyceae; Suessiales; Symbiodiniaceae. The record is from the annotation of a GenBank genome assembly.
AUGAUCCAGACAGUGAUGAGGAGGAUGAUGGUGCCAGCCUUGAUUGGGCCAGUUUCGGGCCUGAACAACAAUGAGGACGAGGAUAGCGAGGAGGACCUGAAGGGAAGCGACUCGGAGGGGGAGAAGGGGGACAGCUUGGCGAAGCUCGGUGGCUUGGAGGCAUUCACCCGAAGGAAGCCAGCGAAGGAAAAGAGGAAGGAAGAAUGUCUCUGGGAUCCACUAGCAGAUCUUGGGCCCAGAAAGAAACAGAAAGGGGGCGGGAACGCCCCCGUCGGUGCGAAGGCCAGUGUCCCCAACACGUCCGGGCGAGGCCAUGGACCAGCUGCUGGUUCUGUCGUCAUCCUCCAGGGCCUUUCCAAGGCGCCGCAGCUCAACGGCAGGACCGGCACCGUGGCGGCCUCCGUGGACGGCGCCACAGGUCGCUGUCAAGUUCUUCUGGCUGAUAACUCCGUGAAAAGCCUGAAGGUGGAGAAUCUUCGAGAGGUCUUGACGGGCGCAGUUGUCCGAUUAAAAGGCUUACAAGCCGCCCCUGAGCUGAACGGCAAGCUGGCAGAGUGUGGGGAGCUGGAACUGACCAGUCAAAGAUAUUCCGUCACACUCGCAGAUGGAAAGGAGACGAUCAAGAAGGUGAAGGAGCCAAACUUGGAGGUCGUCGGCCGCUACCUGCAGCCCAAGAAAUAUCUGUCGAUGGCAGAGAAGCCCUUCACGUGGAAGGUGGUCUUGCAGAAGGGCAAAGACUUGGAACAGCAGAGCUGGUCGGCUCGGUUGAAGAUCUUUGCUGAGUGUGGCCUACCACCUCCACGCUUCGUGGCAGGUAGUCAGCUGGUGGAUCCAAAGACGAUGAUCUGCCCGGCCACCACUGCCGCGGACCAGCUCCCAGUGACGGACGCUGGGCGCUUGGCAUGUCGCCUCCUGGCGGUUUCAACAGAGCGUGAUUUGUGCAUUCCUUCACCAACCAAAACAGAGGAGAUGCGGAGGCUACGGACCUUGGCCGAGGCGUUGCGACAACGAGAUGCAGAGACCCAGAGCUAUUUCUUGAUCCCUGGCCUUUGCACCGAGGUCCUGAGCUGCAUGCGCUCCUCCGCCUCCUUAGCCUGGCUCCUCUACCUGCAGCUCUGCCAGGCGGUGGUAUGUCUGGAGACUCCUCAUCAUGCUCACAAGGCUUGGAGCCGGCUGGAAGAGUUGGUGGCGACUCAGGUCCUGUCGCAGCCGGUCUAUCUGCUGGGAGGCUCCCUGGCGCUGAAGAACAAAGCUCCUGCAGAGAGCGAUGGAAGUUGGUUGCUGAGCGAUCGUGCAGAGGAAGUGAUAAUUGGAGCGCCCAGCGACGGCCAAGCGCUGCCCGCUGAGCGCGGCUUGCUGGAGCUGAUGUCAUGCGCACUUCCGGGAGGCUGGCGAAGUGGUGCCACGGUCACCUGCUACCGGCUGUAG